Stegastes partitus (bicolor damselfish) is the source of this 2107-nucleotide messenger RNA. RefSeq names its product homeobox D12a (gene hoxd12a). Gene Ontology annotation, biological process: regulation of DNA-templated transcription. Gene Ontology annotation, molecular function: sequence-specific double-stranded DNA binding; DNA-binding transcription factor activity, RNA polymerase II-specific. Bases 1 to 795 code for a protein of 264 amino acids. NCBI's taxonomy places the organism in Eukaryota, Metazoa, Chordata, Actinopteri, Pomacentridae. The transcript is spliced from 2 exons. The record is from RefSeq and is a predicted model, not a curated record.
AUGGAAAUGUGUGAGCGGAAUCCUUUAAAUCCCGGCUAUGUUGGUUCUCUGUUGAAUUUCGCUCCCCCUGACUCGCUGUAUUUCUCCAACUUGCGCGGUAAUGGAGCCCACAUACCCGGGCUGCAUCAGCUCCCUUACAAUAGGAGAGAGGUGUGCACGCUCCCGUGGACUUCCUCAAGUUCGUGCGCGUCUGGGCCGGCGGCACCGCCACCACAGAGCCGCGCCUUCGGUGGCUACUGUCCGCCGUUUCUGUCCAAUUCGGUGUCUAUAAAUACGAACUCCUCCAGCGGCCACGUCAAGGCGCAUUUGGAGGAGUCCGCUCGGUGCUUCCAGGACGCCAACCACAAGACGGAGGAGGCUGCCAGGCAAGAUGAAGUUUACGCCGGGGAGCACGGGGUCCGCGCUUAUUCAGACCUGGACAGCCGCUCUCACGGUUCUGCGGCGCAGCUUGAUCCGGAUUCAGCAGGUCCAGUCAGUGUGGACGGUCCCAAACAGGAGCAGAAUCCCAUUCACACAUCAUCAAGUAACACAUGCUCCAGGACGAGUUUUGCUCAAGGUGCCCCGUGGUGCUCGUCACAAGUGAAAACAAGAAAGAAGAGGAAGCCUUACUCGAAGCCACAGCUCGCUGAACUUGAGAAUGAAUUUAUGAUGAAUGAAUUCAUCAACAGACAGAAACGUAAGGAGCUGUCAGACAGACUCGACCUGAGCGACCAACAAGUGAAAAUCUGGUUUCAGAACCGGAGGAUGAAGAAGAAACGACUGAUGAUGCGCGAACAGGCUUUCUCCGCAUACUGAUGACCUUUGGACUUGAUCAUGACCAGCAGCAGCAGCAGCAGCAGCGCAUCAAUACCACAACUGAAUCUGCUGUUAGCUCUGUCUGAUAGAAAAUUACUUCUCAUGUUUCUAAAUUGUUUCCUCAAUUACGUUCAAAUUACAAUCACUGACUGGAUUGUGUUCAGAUGCAUUUUUUUAAAUCUUUCAGUGAAUGAAGCUCUGCUUUUAUGAACUGCACCAGAGGCGCAGGAAGGUGGCUGGACUGGAUAGCUGGCGUAAGAAAAAAUAAAGCGCACAAUUGGUAAUGGAAGCACUUUGGUUAAGAUUUGGGAAAGACAGAGGUUUGGGUUGGAUGUAAAUAAUCGCCUCGUGUCACAUUGUAGGCCACAGUUUCAACCAGUCCAAAAAUAUUUGACAAUUUACAGUGAUAGGAACAGAUAAUUGCGUUACAGCUCAAGAUGCAGCGCAUUUUUUUUUCUGGCUUUCAGAUGUGCCAAAUGCGCAGUAGGCCAAACUCCCCCCCGCCCCCGUCUGGCCUGUAGCUGCGGAUAUUAAUUAAUCUUUAAUUUCUUCCUCAUCCACCACAAAUGUGACACGUAUUUAAACUGGAAUGCGGAUCGAUAAGUUUAUUUUUUGUGUGCAUUUUGUCUUACAGCCCGCAAGUGUUGUGUAGGCUUGAUAUGGAAGCAAGCAGUCAAGUUCAUGUUUACGGAUGCGAACGUUAUUAAAAGUCAGUAUUGCAAAGUAUAUUCUAAAUGCAUGCCCUUUUCCUAAUUGCUGUUAUUUAAUUAAAUGUCUGAUUUUGCCAAUAUUAUUGUAAUUCUGUUUUUAAAAAAGGAAGAAAAAAAAAAAGUCACAUUGCUCAUAUUCUGUGUGGUCGCGUCCUGUUGGAGGUUUUUGUCUGUGGAGGAAGAGAUUUGCGCCUCAUUUAGUGCUGAGAGGUAUUUUACUUGUAAAGCCUGCCAAACAAGUGAGUUUGUGGAUGUGACACAUUCUGAUGGUGUUUAUUUUAAACUACAUUAUAUUUGUUGUAAACCAAGCGUGAAUUGUUAUUGCUGUACCUCUGCAUUGCCACACAAGCCCGUGGAUAUGACGCACAUCCAGUGGUUGCAUCAGAAUCACUCUUCAUUUACGGAUUCAGUUUCUAUAAAUACAUAAUUAAUGUAUAUUUCAGUUUUGACUCGUUUGAAACUAAUUCCAGAGAGCAUGUUAUUGGUAAGCAUAAGAAUGAAAAGUACACCAGCCGUCGUUUUUAUCCACGGACGAAGGUUUUGUAAAGUGGACGUAACAUGAAGAUGAAUGCAUUUGUAAAUAAAGAUUCUUUUAAAACCAC